AUGAAGAGGAGAAGAAGAGAAGAAGGGAAGAAGAGGAGAAGGGAAAGAAGAAGGGGCUGCAACUGCAGCGGUGGCAGUUGCAGCUCGAAGAGAAGGAGAGGAAGAGAAGAAGGUGAGGAAGAAGAGAGGAAGGGGAGCUGUGGUUGCGGCUGUGGCGGGGAAGGAAGAAGGGAAGGAGAGGAAGAAGAGAAGGGGAAAGAAGGUGGCUGCGACCGUGGCUGUAGCUGUAGCUGUGGCGGCGGCAGUUGUUGCUGGGAAAGAAGAGAAGAAAGGAAGAAGAAGAAGAGGGAGAAAGGGAAGAAGAGGAAGAGGGGAAGGCGACUGCGGCCGUGGCUGCGGCGGCAGCAGUUGCAGCAGGGAAAGAAGAGAAGAAAGGAAGAAGAGGGAGAAGAGAGGGAAGAAGAGGAUGAGGGGAAUGUGGCUGCAGCAGCUGCAUUUGGGAAAGAAAAAAAAGGAAUGUCAGAAGGGAGAAAGGAAGUCGCGCAUUAG
Messenger RNA from Musa acuminata AAA Group (dessert banana), 489 nucleotides. RefSeq lists its product as uncharacterized. The record is from RefSeq and is a predicted model, not a curated record. The transcript has a single exon. The coding region runs from base 1 to 489 and encodes 162 amino acids. Lineage: Eukaryota; Viridiplantae; Streptophyta; Magnoliopsida; Zingiberales; Musaceae.